This is a messenger RNA of Andrographis paniculata, 1305 nucleotides long. Its product is annotated as SHUGOSHIN 2-like. NCBI's taxonomy places the organism in Eukaryota, Viridiplantae, Streptophyta, Magnoliopsida, Lamiales, Acanthaceae. Gene Ontology annotation, cellular component: chromosome, centromeric region; nucleus. The record is from RefSeq and is a predicted model, not a curated record. Bases 181 to 1101 code for a protein of 306 amino acids. Gene Ontology annotation, biological process: maintenance of meiotic sister chromatid cohesion; meiotic sister chromatid segregation. The transcript is spliced from 10 exons.
AGAUUUUGGUUUCAUCUUCUCCUUCCCUCCUCGUUUGAAAUUUUCACCGAUCCCCGCCCCGCCGGCCGGCCACCGCACCAGCGGAGGAGACUCGUAAUGCGAAGUACGUGUUUGGAAGUGUGUGGAGUGAACAUCUGAAGCCAGUGAUUCGAACGAAGGAUACAUUUGGGAAGCGCGACGAUGUCGAAGACUGGAGGUUUUCUCAUCCUCGAUUCAAAUGAGACCACUGCCGCCGCCGCCAUAAUCGGAGAAGAAGCAGAAAUUGCAGCUAAGCCAUGCCCUCAAAAUUUGGUGCCGAAGAAGCUGGUGGACAUUAGCAACUUACCCCCUAAACACACGGGCCUAGUGCAGGAAGGUAAACCCCAACCCGUACCAGUAACCAUCAAAGACUAUAUAGAACAGCUACAGAAGGAUAACAUGGCUUUAUCUAAUGUUUUGGCACAGAAAAACAAAAUCAUUGCGGAGAGAGGAAAUGAACUGGAGAAAUUGAGGGCGAACAUGAUUAAAGUGCAGGAACAGAAUCGAAAAUUAGCUCUUUCACAUACCCAAAUGCUUGCAGAUGUGAAUACAGGUAAAGAUCAGUUGAAAGCAUUGAGACAUGAGCUUGGAUGUAAAACCGGUCUGCUCAAAGCUAAUAAUACAGAUUUUGUCGAGAACAAUACUGGCGAGGGACAAUGCCAGAAUGCAAAUGUCGAGAUGAAAUCGAUAAAAUUGCAGAAAGAACAACUCUCAGAGAACAGCGACGAAGAUGAACCGAGGAAAAAUGCCAAAAGGAGAUUGAGAUCACACAGUUUGGGCGCGUCUGAGUCUGCUCAACCUCAGGUCAAUGCCGGAAACAAGAAAAGGCCACUUACAAGAAGGCAAUCUGCUCGAUUCAAGGCUGACGAAUCGAAGCAUGCCACGGAUCUGUCUGAUUCGGACAGUCCCAAAGCAGUCCCAGAAAACAGGCCACCAUCCAACAGUGCAGAUGUUGAUGAUGAUGGGAGACGAGAGUCCCUAGAGGUUGGAAGAUCAUCUCUAUGCCGACCACUUCGCCAAGCUGCUAAAAAGGUACAUUCGUACAAAGAAAUUCCUUUAAACGUCAAAAUGCGCAGAUCUUAGUGAGAAAACUUAGCCCUCGUAAAAACUUCUACAUAUUUGAUAAAUCACCAUUCCUUACAUUGUUGUUAUAAAUAGAGCAUCGUUGGUUGUCAUGUUGCAUUGUUGUGAUAAUGUCUCUUGUACUAUUUGUUGGCUGGCUACCUAUCGACAUUAUCUUAUUGUAUGUAUGUAUAUAUACACACACAUAUAUAUGUCUUUUUAACA